Molecule: messenger RNA, 1266 nt
Organism: Momordica charantia (bitter melon)
Lineage: Eukaryota; Viridiplantae; Streptophyta; Magnoliopsida; Cucurbitales; Cucurbitaceae
Product: GDSL esterase/lipase At5g03980
Molecular function (GO): hydrolase activity, acting on ester bonds
Source: RefSeq, a predicted model, not a curated record
AUGGCGACUUCAUCUACAACAUCAUCUUUCUCUCUUCUUCUUCCUCUUCUUUUUCUUCUUCUCUCUUCUCCUUCCGCUGCCCAUCCACUAAGGGCSUGUAUGUUCGAUGCAAUAUAUCAACUCGGCGACUCAAUCUCCGACACCGGAAAUUUGAUUCGAGAAAAUCCUAACACUCCCUUCUCUCACCCUCUCUAUGGUGAAUCCUUAUUCCAUGGUGCCACUGGUCGCUGCUCCAAUGGCCUACUCAUGCUCGAUUACUUUGCUUUGGCCGCGGGGCUUCCAUCGGUGAAUCCUUAUCUUAACAAGGAUGGUUUGACGGAUCAUGGAGUGAAUUUUGCAGUGGCUGGUUCUACAGCUUUGUCUUCCGAAGCUCUUCUUCGCAAUAAAAUCUUGUCUCCCGUUACCARUUCUUCUCUCGAUCAUCAACUUGAUUGGAUGUUCUCUCAUUUUAACUCCAUCUAUCUUAAUGAAAGAGAUUGCAACGAGAAGUUAGGGAGUGCUUUGUUUCUGGUGGGCGAGAUUGGCGGGAACGACUACAAUUAUGCACUAUUCCAAGGCAAAACUAUAUCAGAGGCGAAAGAUAUGGUACCAGAUGUUGUUCAAACCAUAAAGAAUGCGGUUGAGAAAGUGAUAAGUUAUGGUGCUACUCGAGUCAUUGUUCCCGGAAACUUUCCAAUUGGRUGUUUACCCAUCUAUCUCACUGAAUUCCAAACCAAUGAUACUACCGCUUAUGAUGAACUUCAUUGUUUAAAGAGUUUGAAUAGUUUGGCAAGUUAUCACAAUGAUCAAAUCAAGCAAGCCAUUGACGUAUUGAGAAAGGAGAAUCCACAUACUAUUAUUGUAUAUGGMGACUACUAUAAUGCAUUUCUUUGGAUUCUUCGCGAUGCAUCUUUGCUCGGGUUUGAUGGAGCUUCUUUGCAAAAGUCAUGUUGCGGGAUUGGGGGUGACUACAACUUUAACCUCGUGGAGAUGUGCAGACUUCCUGGUGUACCAAUUUGCCCAAACCCUGAUGAACGUAUAAGUUGGGAUGGAAUCCAUUUGACGGAAAAGACUUACAAAUUCAUGGCUUAUUGGCUCAUCCCAAAAUCUUGCCGAUGCUCCGCCGAUCAACGCCGACCACCGGUGUCCGGCACCACUGCCGUUUCAGAAUAUACCGGCGACCGCUCCACGCCCACAACCACUGGCGACCACGACGACCUCUGGUCAUUUCAGAUCCGAAAUAAAUUUGGUUUUAGAUCUGAAAAGAAUGUUCGGUUUCAGAUCUGA